Molecule: messenger RNA, 1891 nt
Organism: Vanessa atalanta (red admiral)
Lineage: Eukaryota; Metazoa; Arthropoda; Insecta; Lepidoptera; Nymphalidae
Gene: Trm1
Product: probable tRNA (guanine(26)-N(2))-dimethyltransferase
Exons: 10
Coding region: 106-1809 (567 amino acids)
Biological process (GO): tRNA N2-guanine methylation
Cellular component (GO): nucleus
Molecular function (GO): RNA binding
Source: RefSeq, a predicted model, not a curated record
GUUUCAAGUCUCAACAUUUGACAUAAGCAUAACCAGUACCCAUGGCAUCAAUGUGGCUUUUUUUAUUACUUGAUUAAUUUUACGAAUACAAUUCUUUAGUUAUAUAUGAAGUACUUACAAAUAUUGAAAAAACAGUUUUCGACAAUUAUGAAAAUGGAAGCAGCAGCAACUGUGAAUCUUGAUAAAAAAUGCAUAAAAGAAGGCCAAGCUGAAAUCCAUUUGACUACUGAAAAAGUUUUCUACAACCCCGUACAAGAAUUUAACAGAGAUUUGAGUAUAGCUGUGUUAAGUGUGUUUACACAAGAUUAUAAAGCAGAAAAGAUUGCUAAAGGAAGAAAAAAUGUGAAGAAUUUGAGCGAAAAUAUAGUUAAAGAUGCUGUGGGAACUGGAGGUAAUAUUGAGGUUCCAGUUACUAUCUUAGAGGCUUUAUCUGCAACUGGACUGAGAAGUAUCAGAUAUGCAAAAGAAAUACCUGAUACAACUAAAAUUCUAGCCAAUGACCUAUCAGAGCAAGCUGUUGAAACAAUAAAAGCUAAUAUUGUACAUAAUGGUGUGGAAUCUUUGAUUGACACUAGCCACGAUGAUGCAUGCAUGCUCAUGUAUAAACACAAGCAUCCAGCGAAAAGGUUUGCAGCCAUUGAUUUAGAUCCAUAUGGCUGUCCAUCUAUAUUCCUUGACUCUGCUGUCCAAAGUGUUCAAGAUGGAGGCCUCUUACUUGUGACAGCAACUGACAUGGCCGUUUUGGCAGGAAACUCACCAGAAACAUGUUAUAGCAAAUAUGGUGCUAUUAGUCUUAAAACCAAAUGUUGUCAUGAAAUGGCUUUGAGAAUACUAUUACAGUGCAUAGAGCAACAUGCAAACAGAUAUAGCCGUUAUAUAGUACCAUUAUUGAGUAUAUCUGCUGAUUUUUACAUAAGAGUAUUUGUCAAGAUUUACUCUGGUGCGAUACACUGCAAGAAAAGUACAAGUAAAUUGUCUAUGGUGUACCACUGUGUGGGCUGUGACAAUACAGUACUUCAACCCCUUGGAGGAUUCAAGCCUAAUCCAACUGAAAAGAAUCCUGAUCAAAUGAAAGCUUUUCUCCCUUCAGCACCACCUGUCGGCGAACAUUGUGAGCACUGUAACCAACGGCAUCAUUUAGGUGGUCCUAUUUGGUCGGCACCUAUUCACGAUGAGCUCUUUGUCACCCGAGUGUUGAGUCAUGUGGAAGAAAAUCCUCAGCUAUUUGGUACAGCGAAGCGUAUACAGGGAAUCCUCUCAAUGGUCAGAGAGGAACUAGUGGAUGUUCCACUCUACUAUACACUUGAUAAGUUAUUUGGAAGAGUGCACUUGGAAACUAUGCCAAUGUUGGUUAUGAGGUCGGCUUUGCUGAACGCGGGCCACCGGGUGUCGUACUCGCACGCGGCGCGGCUGUCCGUGAAGACGAACGCGCCCGCGCGCUUCGUGUGGGACGUCGUGCGCCACUGGCGCAGCUUGCGGACUGACGUCACGCACAAGAUAGAAUCUGACCCGGUGGCUAAAUAUAUCCUGAGCCAGGACGUCACCAGCUCGGUGGACCUGAGCGAGCGUCCGGACGCCAACCCCAACAGCCGGCGCCACGGGCGGCUGCGCUUCCAGUACAACCCCGCGCCGCACUGGGGGCCUGGCGCGCGCGCCGCCGUCAAUGUUGGUGAAGGAAAAAUGUCUAAAGCUAUACGCAAUCAAAACAAAAAAAACAAGGAGAAGCGAAAUGAAAAACGAGGUCAUUCACCUGAGGACGAGGAAUCGCGUAAAAAGUGUAACACCGACGAUAUCGACACAACUGUGUAAAUACAAUAAACAUGAACAUGUCGUUUGGCUUAUAGUUAAACUUAGUUUAUAUUCAUAAAGAGUUAUAUUAAAAAUUAUAAUU